UCUCCGCCGGAAGCCGCGCCGGCCGAUGAUCUCGAAAGCAGCCAAGUCGGUGUCGAUUCUCCUGGGUGUUGGUCGAGGGAAGAGGCUGCUCGAGGACGGCGAUUCUCCAUCGGCCUUCGGCCCUCAAUGCGCUCAGCACGGCAAUGGGCGCUAGGUUGCAGAAACUGUACAAAAACUGGGAAGAUGAUCCGGACAUAGGUUUCGUGAUGAUGAAGGGCAGUGGCAGGGCUUUUUGUGCCGGGGGCGAUAUUGUUAGCCUCUACCAAUUGAUAAAUAGAGGAAAAAUAGAGGACUGCAAGGACUUCUUUAGGACGUUAUAUAGUUUUAUAUAUUUUUUAGGUACAUUUUUGAAGCCACAUGUGGCUCUAUUAAAUGGCAUCACAAUGGGAGGUGGUGCUGGUUCAAUUCCGGGGACAUUUCCAGUUGCGACUGAUAAAACCGUCUUUGCCACACCGGAGACUCUUAUUGGGUUCCACCCAGAUGCUGGAGCCUCCUUUUACCUCUCACAUUUACCUGGUCAUUUAGGAGAGUAUUUGGGUCUAACCGGAGAGAAGCUCACAGGGGCUGAAAUGAUGGCUUGUGGCCUUGCUACACACUAUACCCUUGAUGCAAGACUUCCCUUAAUAGAAGAACAACUGGGGAAAUUAGUUACAGAUGAUCCAUCAGUGAUUGAGAGUAUGCUGGAAAAAUAUGGAGACCUUGUCUGUCCAGAUAAGAUGAGUGUAAUUCACAAGAUGGAGUUGGUGGAUAAAUGUUUUGGUCAAGACACGGUUGAAGAGAUUAUUGAUGCCUUGGAAAGCAAAACAGCUGGACUGAAGGAUUCUUGGUGCAAUUCUGCCCUUAAGAGACUUAAAGAAGCUUCUCCAUUGAGCUUGAAGGUUUCUUUGAGAUCUGUACGAGAAGGGAGGUUCCAAACCUGUGACCAAUGCUUGGCUCGUGAAUAUCGCAUGUCCCUACAAGGAAUAUCAAAGCAAAUUUCUGGCGACUUUUGUGAGGGGGUUCGGGCACGGAUGGUGGACAAGGACUUAGCACCGAAGUGGGAUCCUCCGAGUUUGGAUAAAGUUUUGGAAGACAUGGUGGAUCAAUACUUUUCACCUCUCAGUGAACUUGAACCUGACCUCGACCUCCCAACAAAACUGAAAUUAGUCAGAAACCGUCAUUCUCAAUUGGAAUAUGGAGGUUUCCCCAAAUUGUCAAGGUCCAUUCUUUCACUUCAGUUUUAGAUGGGACAGGAUCAACUACAGCUUUUGUGCUAGUUGAGGUUUUAUCUAGUUUGGCUAGUGUGAUGAAAUUGUUAUGUUUUUACUGAUGGUCAAGUCAUAUAUGAAUCAUCUUUGGAUCCAUUGACAUGCGCUUGCCUAUUGUCUGCCUGGUGGUAGUGGCCGGUAUUGACUAAUGAAACUGUGGCAUGACGGACUUGGACCGAGGAGAGAAAUUACCUUUU
Syzygium oleosum is the source of this 1444-nucleotide messenger RNA. RefSeq names its product 3-hydroxyisobutyryl-CoA hydrolase-like protein 1, mitochondrial. Gene Ontology annotation, biological process: L-valine catabolic process. Gene Ontology annotation, molecular function: 3-hydroxyisobutyryl-CoA hydrolase activity. NCBI's taxonomy places the organism in Eukaryota, Viridiplantae, Streptophyta, Magnoliopsida, Myrtales, Myrtaceae. The record is from RefSeq and is a predicted model, not a curated record.